AUACUGAUAACUGUAAACACUUAUUAAAUUAUGGCACGCUUCGCGCCUUUACUGAUUCCCAAAAGGGAAUGGGAGAGAAUAAAAAAUCAAGCAAAUUCAGAAUCGGAAUAUAAAACGCCUUGCCAUGUGGACAUCGAAGCUAUGAACGCACAGUCGAGAAAAUGGACCAGCACCUGGCCAGAUUCGUCACAGGGGAAAGUCAAUAAGAUGACCAUGAAGAACAGGAAAGCUCGAUUGGAAGAGAUGGUGGAACUCGAAGCUUUCUAUAAGAAGGAGAAACGCGAUAAUGUGGCUGAAAACUUGAGACGGGCUAGAAAUAUGAUUUUUGAAAGAACUGGUUACGGCAGGGAAUUGUUAAGUGCUCUUGUAGAAUCUAAAACGUUGGAGGAACGAGACAUACAAAUAAAAUUUGUUAAAGACAUACAAGAAAAGGAAAAGAUAAUAGAAGAGGCUAAAUUAAAAGUAGACAAUCUUAUGUACGCUGAAUUUGAAAAACGAGAGAGCGAGAGAGUUCUUAAGAAAAGGAAAGAAAGAGAAGAUGCAGAAUGCAAUAAAAUGAUAACAGAGAUGAAAAAAGAAGACGCUAUUAGAACUGCUGAAAUGGAGAAAAAUAAUCGUCAGGAAGAUGAACUGUUGAUAGAAAAGUUUCGUCAGUUACAAAUUGCAGAGGAGAAACGCGAUCAUUGCCUUGACAAGGAAGCCGACAAAAUGUAUGAAGAGCAAAACAAAGCCAUCAAAGAGUGGAGAGAGAAAAGAGAGGCUCUGGAUCAAAAGCUAGCCGACUUGUGGUGCAAGCACCAGGACAGGAUCCGGCGAAAAGAGAAACAAGUCUUCAACCAAAUACAUAAAGAAAAACACGUCACCGGAUACUUUAAAGAAAAUUAUGAAUUGAUUCAACGCCUCCAAGAAGAAAAAGAGAAGAAAUACUACGAUUUUAUUGAUAAAGGAGUAAAGAAGUUAGAGAAACGAUUGCAAAAGAGGGAAAAGGAAGAACAACUGAAAAGAGACCAACAACGAAGUUUGAGAACUUCUCAAGCUCAAUGCUCGGAACUGCCUAAUCAGCAGAGGUGUGAAGAGUAUCAUCGGAAAAUCUGCGUCGACAAACUGAGCUUCCUUCCCACGAGACCUGGGAAACUCCACUCUAAACUAGGUCCACUCAAAGAAUCCUGCCUUCCCCCGCCCCACCCGCCACGACCGCAGUUCCUAGCGCCAUCUACCGCACUGCAAGACGCGCUGAAGCAACGCCGCGCUCAGCCAGGCGGUUGGUCAGGGACAGAAGCGGCGCAUGAGCAAUUUGCUAGACACGCCGCCGCCGCGCUCAAGGAAGCUGCGUAUAAGCGCCCAGUACAGAAAGUCAUUAAGAGUUACUGCAAAACGAAUAAUGUAAAGGAGCUGCUAAUUCCAAUACUUUGAAACGCUUCAUAUACACGUAUACUUUUGGAAAAGGAGAUGAAAUAAAAUAAAAUUUCGACAAUCA
Messenger RNA from Cydia fagiglandana, 1477 nucleotides. Its product is annotated as calponin homology domain-containing protein DDB_G0272472-like. Bases 31 to 1413 code for a protein of 460 amino acids. Lineage: Eukaryota; Metazoa; Arthropoda; Insecta; Lepidoptera; Tortricidae. The record is from RefSeq and is a predicted model, not a curated record. The transcript is spliced from 8 exons.